This is a messenger RNA of Durio zibethinus, 2553 nucleotides long. RefSeq lists its product as uncharacterized. Gene Ontology annotation, biological process: proteolysis. The record is from RefSeq and is a predicted model, not a curated record. NCBI's taxonomy places the organism in Eukaryota, Viridiplantae, Streptophyta, Magnoliopsida, Malvales, Malvaceae. Gene Ontology annotation, molecular function: serine-type peptidase activity.
AGUGAUAUGAUCUUUUGCUUUUACUUCACCCAGUCUUUGCCCUACAGGGACACGUGUCACCUUUUCACGAUUCGGUCACCAUCAUUGUAUCCCUCUUUCUCUCUUAAUCAUUCCCUUCCGCUACACGUGCUGUCGGUCCUUUUUCUCGCCUGAUUUUCCUCAUUCUAAACCCUAAUAAUACUCCCCUCAGAUUUUUUCUCUCGGUAUAUCUCUCUCCAAACACUCGAAAAUUUUCUUUAUUUAUUUCUACGUUUUUCACAAAAGCGAAGGAACCCAUCAAUAUUUUCUUUUUUUUUUUUUUGGCUUCCACUGAAAAAAGUUUUCAUAUUUUAGGAAAUCCAUAAUUUUCCCCCUCCUCAGACGCUCUGCAGAAACCAAAACGAAAUAACGUUUGAAUUGAUUUCUAUAUUUUUAAACAAAAAACAAAGAAAACCCGUCCAUAUUUUCUAUUCUAUUUUUCCACUGAAGAAAUGUUAAUUUUUUGAAACUCAAAAUAAAGGAUUGUUUUCAUUUUUAUUUUUGAUAAUGGGAGGUGUGACGUCAACGAUAGCGGCGAAAUUUGCGUUUUUUCCGCCGAAUCCGCCAUCGUAUUCGGUGAUGGAGACUGGAGGGAAGCUUGUGAUGAAUGGGGUGGUGGCGAGGGAUAACGUCGACAUUUUAAAGGUGGGAACCAAGAGAGGGAAUCAGGUGGUGGCGGUGUAUAUAAAGAACCCUGGAGCUGCCUUGACUGUGCUUUAUUCACACGGGAAUGCAGCUGAUCUGGGUCAAAUGUAUGAUCUUUUCAGUGAACUUAGUUUACAUCUCAGAGUUAACUUGUUAGGCUAUGAUUAUUCUGGAUAUGGACAGUCAACUGGGAAGCCAACUGAACAGAACACCUAUGCUGACAUAGAAGCGGUAUAUGGAUGCCUUGGGGAGAAAUAUGGAGUGAAGGAGGAAGAUGUUAUCUUAUACGGUCAAUCUGUUGGGAGCGGACCCACUCUAGAUUUGGCAACUCGGUUACCUAAAUUAAGGGCCGUUGUACUUCACAGCCCAAUCUUGUCUGGUCUAAGAGUAAUGUAUCCAGUGAAGCAUACUUACUGGUUUGACAUAUAUAAGAAUAUUGAUAAAAUACCGUUUGUCAAUUGUCCUGUUCUGAUAAUCCAUGGGACUGCCGAUGAUGUUGUGGAUUGGUCCCAUGGCAAGCAGCUUUGGGAGCUUUGUAAACAGAAAUAUGAACCUUUAUGGGUUAAAGGAGGGAAUCAUUGUGACUUGGAACUAUAUCCACAAUACAUCAAGCAUCUCAAAAAAUUCAUUUCAGCCAUCGAGAAAUCUCAUCUUAGAAAAGGAUCUGGCCCACUUUCUGAUCAACCAGAGAAGCCUCGGAACAGCACAGAUUUUGGGGAGACAUCAAGACCAAGCAUGGAUCACAGAGAAAAGUUUAGCACUAGUUUUGACCAAAGAGAAAUGCCACUGUUAAGCACUGAUCAUAGGGAAAAACCAAGAACCAGCACUGAUAAGAGAGAAAAAUCAAGAAAGAGUGUGGAUCGGCCUGACAAAUUCUGUAAUGGCUCAGACCAACCUGAGAAAGCUAGGAACAGCAUUGAUCGCUUUGGGGAGAUGAUGCGAUCAGUUGGAUUGUGCAAUAUUAAUUGUUUCAGGCCCACGACAACAGCUGUCUGAGUAGCGGAAAGAUCAGUCUACUAAUUGAGGUUGUAUUUUAUUUCACUUUAUUUAACUUGAUUGGUGGAUAGAGGUUGUUUGGGUGAUGGGAAAAAAAGCCUAAAGCCAUAUUUUAGAGUGAAAAUAGGAAAUCAAUUCAAUCAGGGGAAUUGUGCAUCUUAAUUGGUUGCCCUUUCGAGUUAAUAAAUCCCAUAAUUUGACUUCCCCAUUGUAUGUGGAAAUGCAUGUCUGUAUGACAACACAGGCAUGAACCUUAUAGAAUAUAUGAAAUUCUGUUCAAAGGCUUAGCUGCCCUGGUUCGUGGGCUGUUAUCUUUGAUUCUGAUAUCGGCAACGAUACCUUGGUAAAGCACAUGAACAUGGGAUUGAGCUUUUCUGGUGUGCCUGCAAGAGUUUCUAGCUUGCAAUAUGGAGAUAUAAUCAUUCCAUUCAAAGAUAAUGGAAGCCAAGGAUUUGCCCCUAAAAGCUCGAGCAACCCAGGAAAGCUUUGUUGACCAAUCUUCUGUGUCUCUCUGAAUAAGGAGAAGCUGCAAAAAUCUUUGCCAAACAUUUUAAGCUGCUGGCAGAGAAGAUGUAAACUCUUGGUUCAUCCCCACAUUACACAAGUAACAUUUUAUAUUCUGAAUUCAAUCACCCGACAGCUAUGAAAGAGAGCUUGGGAAUGUGAUUGGAAAACCAAACCAGUCUAUGCACAAAAAAAAAAAAAAAAACUUUAGGCUUAGUGUUCUCAGAGUAUCCGAAGUGGAAGAAGCAGCUGUGUAUACUCAGAAUUGGAAGUGGGAAGGCACCCGCUUAUCCCAGGAUUGAGCUGUUCCUCAAUUUCGAGAGCUUUCUCAAAUCGCCAGCUCCAAUUGCAAGACCUGGGAGUGGUGAUAUGCCAAAAAAAAAAAAAAAA